AUGGGAGAUCGCGACGAGGACCACCACAGCAUAUGCAGUCGGCCAGGCUAUGAUGCCACGUUCAUGAAGGAAGGGUAUCUGCAGAAGAAAGGGCAGCUGCUCAAGGGAUGGAAGAAGCGGUGGUUUGUCUGUGACGGCCGGUCUCUCAGCUAUUACAGCACAAAGCUGGAAAAGAAGCCGAAUGCCGUGAUCCCUCUCGAGUCGGCGACUGUCCAGGAUGGGGGAACGAGCGAGACUUGGAACUCUCCGCGCAUCUACCUCACCGACGGUACCAGCGGCACCAUGUACUGUUUGUCUGGGGACGAAGGCGAUGUUGUGUCGCAAUGGCUCGACGUGUUGGACCGUGCUGUCAAGCGCAUUCAUGAGAAACGUGAGCUGAGUCAACCUAUCGGCGUCGUGCCUCGCAGCAAGAGCCACAUCACCCCAUUCGACGAAGAAGAGGGGCGUCAGAAACCGAUCAUGUCCGACAAAUCUCCCACGCGGAAGGCGCUGCUUGCCUCGUCCUUCUCUGACAUCAAUGCUACGAAACCCCGCGGGUCGUCUGAUCAUGCGGCAUCGCCGUUUAUAUCGUCGAAGCCCGGCGGCACUCACCUCCCGACCACGAUCCGACUCGAGAACGAGCUAUCGACGGCGUCCGAGCUGCUCAACUGUCUGCUCUUCAACAAGACUACUACCUCAGAUCACACGUCCUCGCCCAUUCAAUUCCAUUACGAUGGCGUCGUCGAUGGGGUCCGCAUCAGCUCGGCCGUGGACCCGACCACGGGGAAGCACUACGCCCGAGGGAGUUCAAUCCUUCCGGUGGCGCCAUCGCUCGCCCUGCGCAUCCUGCUGGACCACCACAGGCGCCACGAAUGGGACAGUUUGUUCCCGCACUCGACGCAUGUAGCUACGUAUGGGGGCUCCACGGACCUCAUCCACCUCUGCGGCGGAGAUGAGUCGGGGUUCUUUGAUGGACCGCUCUUGGCCAGUGCGUCGUCGCCCGUGCUGCCCGCCGCGGCCGCCGCUAUCGUGUCUGGCGUACUGGCGCCGUCUGACUGGCUGGUACAUGCUGCCGCCGGCGCGGUAGUCGCCGGGGUCGCCGCAUCGGUCGACUGGCGGCCGCUCGCCUGUCCGCGCGACUUGCUCCUCCUUCGGCAUGUGUACGAAGCGAUGACGUUGUCGUCGUCGUCGAUGACCGACCGGUCGUCGUGCCAGCACUUGCUGGAUGCCGUGGGGGUGUCGAGCGGGGCGAACGCAAUGAUCAUUGCCGAAAUGUCCGUAGCCAACGAACUCAAGCCGGUGGUGAGGGGGGUCGUGCGCGCACACAUUGGGGUCAGCGGGUGGUUAGUGGAGCCUCUCGACACCGAAUCGACCCUCGUCACGUACGUAACAGACCUGAACGUGAAGGGAUGGAUUCCGUCCUACGUCCACCGCGCGAUUCACGCGCGACGGAUGCGAUGCUUGGCAGCCAUCUCGGCGUUCGUGUCGCAGGCCAAAGUCCUUGGGCCGACCUUGGGCUACGACGACGACGACGACUACAACGACGAGGUUCUGCUGGGAGCGAACAACAGCGGCAGCAGCAGCAACAUCUUGGGGGGGCGGUCGUCCGCGGCGCUAGGCAUGCGGGGCGACGACGGCAAUCCCGCGGCGGCGUUCCAUCCCCGCGAUUACUUUCGCAUGGUGGUGCAGGUCCCAUCCGGGGGUGUGAAACUCACCGACAAGGACAUCGCCAAGAAACAGAACGGCGUGCUCAUGGAAGUGAUCAAGAACAUGGGCACGAAACUGCUGGACGGCAAGUCGGCCGUGAGUCUGUCGCUGCCCGUGCGCAUCUUUGAGCCGCGCACAAUGCUGGACCGCCUCGUCGACCUGUACUUGUACGCGCCCAACUAUUUGAGCGCCGCUAACGACGCCACCGACAUGGUCGAGCGCUUCAAGCUGACGAUGGCGUUCGCGGUCGCGGGGUGGCACCACACGGUGGGGUGCAUGAAGCCGUUCAGUCCUAUUCUCGGCGAGACGAUGCAGGCCGAAUUCGUCGACGGCGCCACGGUGCACUGCGAGCACGCAAGCCACCACCCACCGAUCAGCUACGCGCAGAUCGUCGGGCCCAAGUACAAGGUGCACUCGUACUCGAUCUUGAACGGCAGUUUGCAGACCAACUGCAUCGUGCAAGUGCAGCAAGGGCCCGUGCGCGUAACGUUCCUCGACGGCGCUGUGAUCGAGUUCACAUUGCCUGCGAUCCGCAUGGGCGGGUUCCUCUGGGGCGACCGCGUGGUGGAGCUAGUGGGGUCGAUUCACUUUCAAGACAAGGCCAACGGCAUCUCUUGCGAGCUCAAACUCAACCCGGACGAGAAGAAGGGCAUGUUCGCGUCCAACAAGGUGCCGACGGAUCGAUUCCGCGGCACGCUCGUGUCCAAGAUGGACGACGUGUGCGAAGUAUCGGGGUCGUGGCUCGAAGAGCUUCGGUUUGGGGACCACGUGUACUGGAACCUGCAAACGGACCGGUGUGCCCCCGUCGUGCGGCUGCCAGACGACAAGGUCCUCCCAUCCGACAGCCGCAACCGCCAAGACCUGAAAUUCCUCGGCCAAGAUGACCUUGACGAAGCGCAAGAGUGGAAACUCACGCUCGAAAAACUGCAGCGCGCAGACCGCACCAAACGAAAAGAGGGACGCCGCCCGAACCAUUGGACGUAUGGUAGUACGGCAUCGGGCCACUAA
Messenger RNA from Aphanomyces astaci, 2694 nucleotides. RefSeq lists its product as hypothetical. Gene Ontology annotation, cellular component: membrane; cytosol; intracellular membrane-bounded organelle. The coding region runs from base 1 to 2694 and encodes 897 amino acids. Lineage: Eukaryota; Oomycota; Saprolegniomycetes; Saprolegniales; Verrucalvaceae. The transcript is spliced from 2 exons. The record is from RefSeq and is a predicted model, not a curated record. Gene Ontology annotation, molecular function: sterol binding.